This is a messenger RNA of Mixia osmundae IAM 14324, 1337 nucleotides long. RefSeq lists its product as uncharacterized. Gene Ontology annotation, biological process: lysosomal transport. The coding region runs from base 1 to 900 and encodes 299 amino acids. The transcript is spliced from 6 exons. Gene Ontology annotation, molecular function: signaling receptor activity; D-mannose binding. Lineage: Eukaryota; Fungi; Basidiomycota; Mixiomycetes; Mixiales; Mixiaceae. The record is from RefSeq and is a predicted model, not a curated record.
AUGAUUCUCAGGUGGCCGAGCAUAUGGCUCGCCCUCCUGACAGCUUCGUCGAUAGCGAAAGAGGAUGAAGCAUGGACGGACUACGCCGUGCCUUUUCCAGGCGACGCAGCAGACAACAGGGACGGCGACAUCAAGCUGAACAUCUGUCACCGCUUGCUGACAGAGACCAUCUCCCUCGGCGAUUCUGCGAGUAUCGGCGCAUAUCGAUACGGAGGCAAGACGGGCAUCUCCUUGGGUCGAUACAAUACUACGCCAGUCUCCCUGGACAAGGGUCUGCUCGUUCUCGAAUAUACAGGAGGAUCAGAAUGUCCUGCUGGCGGCCUGAUGAGCAGCUCCAUCUCACUCGUAUGUGAUCCUGGCGAGUAUGACACCGGCGCGCCAAAGCUCGUCAGCAUCGCCAACGGCUGCUCAUAUUUCUUCAUCUGGCGGACGAGGUUCGCUUGCCCGACGAGGCCACCUCGAGGCUUUUUUGGUGCCAUUGGCAUUUUACUCACCGUAAUCGUCAUAUCAAUCCCUCUGGCGAUCGGUGUCGCGUUCGCUUACAAUCGGCUCGUCUUGCAUCGCUCAGAUGGAUUCGCCGUACGAGAGAUCGUGCCUUCGCUUAUCGACGGUAUCAACUACGUCAAGGACAUUGCGCUGAUCGGGCUGUUGACCGGCAUCGACCUCAUCAUGUCUGGAUUCCAGAGGCUGCGGAAUGGGGAAGGCUGGAAAGCUCCCUCUCGCUCAGCCGGCUGGUCAGCAUCCGGUCCGGCAGCAAGCAAUUAUACUGCUUGGUCAAGCUCAGCAGAAGAGACCACAAGUCUCUUCGAUGACGAGGAAGAGCAUGAGCGCGAUGAACCGCUACCAUCGCCUGCCAAAACUGAUUCGAAUACGAAGCCAACUGAAGCCACACUUGUAUAAUGCAUAAUGUUGUGACCCAUACAAAGCACCUCUAAGCUGGGUGGAAAGCAGCAUGCGGAUCCUGAGCGAGCCAGGAUUUUGAUGAACACAGGCAUGAGGAUCAGAUGACAAGACGCGAAAAUUCCUUUGCAUUCGCGCGUCUGCGAUGCGAAGCAUCACCCUCCUUCUUGUUUGCCUGUCCAGCUUCUUGUCCGACCAAAGUGCUCUCGGAACCUUGAGCCGUCCACAAGCCUAUACCGUGCAGCUUCAUGGGACCGGACAAUGCAAAGCAGACCGGAAUCUUCAACCUGUCGAUUUCGCAGAUGGUUCAGAGAUGUCUGCUUCGUUUGUCGUCACUUCCUUGCGGCAAGACGAGGAACACUGGAUCUUGAAGGUGUGCAAAGAAAGCGCUUCUCAGACACCGGCUAAGAGGUCGUCAGCCGAGUCGCACAUCCGUC